AUGGCAGAAGGCAGCGAAGAUUCGUACCUUUAUAUGAAAAGCCAUUCGAAGGCUCUCUAUGAGUGUACCAAUUCAGAAACUUUUCCUGGCAAAAUGUCGUCUAGCUGCGUCUCAAAGAAGGCCAGCACCAAUACCCAAAGCUUGCCUACGUCAAACAUUCGUCCUCAGAGUCAUACAGCAGCAGUUGGACACAGCGACUACUCUACAGUUCCUGCUACGCCAUCUAAUCAUGAUGAUUGCAUGGCCUUCGACCUUUACGAGCAAGACCCCGACACGGAUUUCCAAUGCGAGGAUUACAACCUUCGUAGACAGUCGUCGGACUUUCAAUUCAAUUCUGAGGAUAUGAUUGUGUUGCCAAUAAGACUCAAGAAACCAUUCACUUCUGCCACGUUUGACACACCUCCUUCCACUGAAGUCGACGAGUUCGACUACGCUGACCAGCACGUAUAUUACAGCCAGCUUAUCACCACUGUUAACUCAAACUCUGCGGUACAUGAAUACAGUACACGCAAAGGACCGCUGUGGGACUGUGCGUGGGAAAUUCUCGUGCCCAAAGGUCUUCAUCCGUCAUAUCUUACAGAGAGUGAGUUUGUGAAAUUGGUGUUGAGCCAAGGCAAUGAAACGACCAGGUGGAUGGAUAUCCACAUUCCAAUUCUGCACAGGAGAGCGCUCCAAAAGGCAGCCGCCGCCCGACAAAAACUCACCAAUGCCGGUAUAUCUCCUUUCGAACUAACCCAAGAAUAUCUGGAGGCUUUUGAAUGGAUGGACAAGAUUGAGCAAGAUAAUUUUGUUAAGACUAUGCAGAAGUUGCAAUUACAAGUUGUCUUUCAAAAACAAGGUCUUUCGAUGAGAAUCGAAGAUGUUGACGAUAUCGCUCCCAAGGAUGAGGAGAAGCUUAUUGGAAAGUCACAUACGAAGCUGGUCGAUGGUUCUUGCAUUCCAAGAGACUAUUCCUCUGACUCUGACUCUGACUCUGACGAUUCCUUCAUGGCGGAAGAAAUUACCCUCGAAGAAUUUGAGAACCAGUUCUGGAACAAUGAUUUCAAGAAGGCUCCUGCUUCAUUCGGCAGUAUGCCCAUCCAAGAAACAGAUCAGUCUCCUACAGAGGACGAUGAAGCGUUUAUCGCGAAAUGCCUUGGAGCACUCAUGGGUGCCUCUUCCACUGAUACCGAUCCAUCCAAGCAACUUUUCGAGCACAGCAAAAAUAGUCAAGUCCUUGAAGACUACAUCGGUGCCCAUCAGGACACCCAGAGCACCCAGAUCCCCGAAAAAGUCCGCUCGAGACUGGAUCAAUUCCCACCACAUGAGGCUUCCAGCCCCUCUACUCAUACCUCAUCUUAUGAUCUACCUAAGGAUCCAAGUACUCAUGUCGUCUUCUCCCUCCAAGAUCCUCUUCCAAUAUCUCCUACUCGAUCCGCUCACCCUGCGUCAUCCGGUCAUCCUUCCGAUAGUUCGUCCUCUCAUAGUUCCAGUUCUGACGGUAGCGGCGGCAGUGGUACCCCCAUGACAAAGAGCGGAAGUAAUGGCGGCCAAAGCCAAAAAUCUAGCAAGACGGAAGGAAGCAGCAUCAGUGGAAUGAGCGGAACAGGGGCCAAGCUUGGUAGCAUCAGCAAGAAAUUGGGCGAAUCACCAAAGUCGUUGAAAAAGAAGCUGAGUUCGGUGUUUGGAACUAUUGGAAGAUCGGGAAAACGUAAUGCUUGA
Messenger RNA from Sclerotinia sclerotiorum 1980 UF-70, 1701 nucleotides. RefSeq lists its product with no specific name. Lineage: Eukaryota; Fungi; Ascomycota; Leotiomycetes; Helotiales; Sclerotiniaceae. The record is from RefSeq and is a predicted model, not a curated record. The transcript has a single exon. The coding region runs from base 1 to 1701 and encodes 566 amino acids.